This is a messenger RNA of Talaromyces atroroseus, 1425 nucleotides long. RefSeq lists its product as hypothetical. The coding region runs from base 1 to 1425 and encodes 474 amino acids. The transcript has a single exon. Gene Ontology annotation, molecular function: DNA binding. Lineage: Eukaryota; Fungi; Ascomycota; Eurotiomycetes; Eurotiales; Trichocomaceae. The record is from RefSeq and is a predicted model, not a curated record.
AUGGGCAGCGGCACAGCAGUGCUAGAGCCGACCUAUCACGGGUAUGUGGCCACCACACAGGAUGCGCUGAUUCUAUUCGAGGCCUGCUUGACUGGUGUGCUUCCCCAUGUCCCGCGACGGCCACACGACCGCGAGCGCAGUCACCUCGUCCGUAGCGGGAGUGUAUUUAUUUAUGAAGAGAAUACUUCUGGCAUCAAACGAUGGACAGAUGGCGUGACCUGGAGCCCAAGUCGCAUUCUCGGCAAUUUUCUGGUCUAUCGUGAACUCGACAAGCCCUUCCCGCCGGGCGAGAAGAAGCGUGCAAUGAAGAAGGGAAACCGGCGGCCCGUUCAGUCAGCUCGUCCUGGAGACCCCUAUCCUCGGUCAGAUAGUAGUGGCCCGUCCUAUUCACCCACCACGCCAUCAUCAAACUUUGGGGGAGAUCGCCCACAGCAGUCCGAUCUUGAGCGAGCCUUGGUGGGCUCUCUCGUGGAUUCCUAUGGCUUCAAAGAUUCUGGGCUUGUCAAGAAAACUAUGAGCGUUACCGUGGCCGGCGUCACGCAUCAUUUGGUGUCUUAUUACAGUGUGGAGGAUGUUAUGAAGGGUCUUUUAAGCCCACCAUCAAUGCACGACGAGUUGCGUUACAUUCGCCCUCGCGGAGAGUUGAUUUCGAAACAGAGUUUCCGCGCUCCAAUCGACGACGUUGACACGGGAUUGGAGAGUGCAAACGAUACUGCACAGGCUCUGUAUGGGUAUCGGACAACCAUGAUGCCUACGCCAAGUUAUGGAAUGCAGAAUCCACACUCAUAUGAUUACAUGCACGGUUCGCCGUAUGCCUCGCACCCGACCCAUGCAACCCCGAUUUCAACAUAUCCCAGCGGACCUUUAGCUCCCCAGUCCGGAACGAAUCCAUAUCUACCUACCCCUACUAGCGCCUCGCAAAUGUCUGUUAAGACCGAGCCGGAUCACAGUUCCUAUCGUAGCGGAUCGUACGGUGCAGCCUUCGACGCUCUUAACCAAAACCAUCUGCCUGCAACUUUAACCCCUGCCUUGUCAAACACCUCUGGCAUGUCUAACUCAUUGGAUCGGAGCCGUAACCAGCAAUCCACGAGCCCCGGAAUUUAUCGAAACACCCCGCUUUCUUCUCGCGCAGAUGUCGCAUCUCCAAACGAGCCACACACGUCGACUACAGCAUACUCGCGAAAUGCAUACGGAAUGCCAGGACCGUUGGAUACUACACAUCAUCAGUCAUUUGAAGCGCGUAACAUCCCGACGACUUCCUUUGACACCACUAUUCAACGCCGAGAUCCAGCAGCCAUACCAUCAUUCUACACGGGUGGUGCUGAUCGACAGAGCUACUAUACUGGGGUGACUCAUUCGAACUAUCCAACAGCGCAACCGAUUUCUGCCUGGACCACCACCGCGCCAGCUCAUCCUCAGAUGUGA